UUUCUAGCAAACAUCAUUGCAAUAUUUCUUUAUUUUAUUAAAAAAUGUAUAAGGACAGAAAUGAAAAAGAAAGCAAACAUCGAGUGAAUCGUCCUCAUCAACAUCGACAACAGGAAAAUUUAAGUCAAUCUAAUACUGAAACUGUAGACGAGAGGACGGAUAAUAAUAACCAAAGAAAUACCAUAACAGAAAUACCCGCUACGAUGUUGAAAAUGGAUUAUUUAACCGAGAGAAAAAUAUCACAAGCUGAAAUGGAAAGACGUUAUAGUUGGCUGCAAAAAGCUAGAAUGAGCAUCUCGUCGACAAAAGAUCGAUGCCGUAUUAUUCAUGAGGUUCGUUUCCCUGAUAAUUUCAAUGGUCUUUACUGCGCACGUUUCUCUGCAAAUGGUGAGGUCAUAGUCACGUGUUUUGGAAAUGGCUCUAUUCAAAUUCGGAGCGGCGAAACUGGACAAUUGAAAGCAACAUUGAGAGGCGGUAUGGAAACUUCGUUUCCAAUUAUGAGCUGUAGAUUUCAUCCGAUAAAAAAGAAUGUUUUUUAUACGUCUGGCGCAUGCGGUAAUAUUUUUCAAUGUACGACGGACAAAAACGAAAUUAACAAAUUUAUUUCAGAACCGAUGAACGAAGUUAAUGCGAUAGAUCUUAGUUCCGAUGGGAAUUAUUUGGUUGCUGGUGGCAAAGAUGCAGCUGUUAGAAUUUAUGACUCCGAAAUCGCAAAGCCAAUAUUGACGUAUCGGAGAAUUGAGGAAGACAUGAUGCACAACGUUACGAGAUUUCAUCGUAUGAGAAUAUUCGCUGCGAGGUUUCAUCAUAUUUAUACGAAUUUGAUUAUUACCGGAGGCUGGGAUGAUACAGUCAGAAUUUGGGAUAUCAGAGUCAGUGAUGGAUCCAUUAGAACGAUCAAAGGGCCUCACAUUUGUGGCGAUGCGAUUGAUUUACGAGAAUCGCACAUUUUAACGGGUUCUUGGGUCGUCCGUGAAAGUCUCCAAAUUUGGGAUUUAAUGAGUGCUAAAUUAAUCGAGACAAUAAAACCACGAAACAGACCUACCACCUUAGAGGGUGAAUUUCUUUAUACCGUUCAGUACUUUGAUGGGGAUCCUUAUGGUGAUCAUAUACUUGCAUCUGGUUCUGGUACCGGUGCUGUAGAAGUGAUUAAUAUAAAAGAACAAAAGGUAAUAGAUAGUUUCAAUGUAAAUAAACCAAUCGUUGCAUUGGACAGCAAUGGAACUACGAUAGUCUACGGUGGCAUGGAAUCUGUACUUAGGCUUGAGCCUGAUGUUUAUAUUUUCGUCAUAACGCGUAUGGAGUAAUUUACAAUUGCAAUUACCAUUGCAUUCUGAGCGACGCGACGUUAUUAUCCGUCACAGUCAUAAUUAUGAGGUUGGAAGGAUGGUAGGCUAACA
This is a messenger RNA of Vespa crabro (European hornet), 1400 nucleotides long. RefSeq names its product WD repeat-containing protein 38-like. Gene Ontology annotation, molecular function: protein binding. The coding region runs from base 45 to 1307 and encodes 420 amino acids. The record is from RefSeq and is a predicted model, not a curated record. Lineage: Eukaryota; Metazoa; Arthropoda; Insecta; Hymenoptera; Vespidae. The transcript is spliced from 11 exons.